Ostrinia nubilalis (European corn borer) is the source of this 4004-nucleotide messenger RNA. RefSeq names its product NPC intracellular cholesterol transporter 1 homolog 1b-like. Gene Ontology annotation, molecular function: cholesterol binding. Gene Ontology annotation, biological process: cholesterol homeostasis; intestinal cholesterol absorption. NCBI's taxonomy places the organism in Eukaryota, Metazoa, Arthropoda, Insecta, Lepidoptera, Crambidae. Gene Ontology annotation, cellular component: plasma membrane. Bases 24 to 3752 code for a protein of 1242 amino acids. The transcript has a single exon. The record is from RefSeq and is a predicted model, not a curated record.
AAAAAAACGUUACAAGUUCCAAAAUGAAGCCUGUUUUAAUUACUGUGACAUUGUUGUUCCUGUUGGGGCAGACCUCAGCAAAAUGCGUAAUGCGAGGGGAGUGCUAUUCGGUGGGAGGGUUCCCACAAAAUUGUCCCGUUGAUGAAGAAGCUCCUCCGCUGGUCAAUGGGCUGUCACCUGAAGACGCUGCAGAAGCUGUUUCUAUAAUCAGACACAGAUGUCCAGAAUUGGCCACAGACGAGAAUGGAGAGCCGAUACCAGACGACCAGAUCCGUGUUUGCUGCGCAUUGGACCAAUUACGCGGGAUGACGGAGAGCUUGCUGUUAGCGGAUGGAGUCCUCGGCCGUUGCCCAAUCUGCUUCCGCAAUUUCGCCCGACAGAUCUGCGAGAUGAACUGCUCACCGGAUCAGUCCCGAUUCGUCACUGUAUAUGAAGGUCUCGGCACGAAUAACACGCGGUACGUUAACGAGGUAGACUACAGAAUGUAUCAGGACUUCAUGGAUGGCGCGCACGCGUCUUGUGCUGGAGUGAUAUUACCUCAAACGGGAACGCCGGCUAUCAAUAUGAUGUGCGGGAACGCACCCGAGUGCACCCCAGAAGCAUGGUUCGGCUUCACAGGCGACAAGAGUCAGAAUCCACUAGCUCCUGUUCAAGUCAAUUUCCUAAAAUGGGAGACGCCUGAAGAUUCGAUGAGUGUGCGAGCGCCUCCAUGCAACGAGACUCUACCAGGAGACCUGCCGUGCAGCUGCGUCGAUUGCUUCAGCACUUGCCCGGUGGGCAACGAGCCAGUCGUCACGGAAUCUUGCACAGUUUUCUUGUCAGUUAACUGUAUUUCUUUUUAUGUCGGCAUUGGGUUCUUCGCACUUGCUAUCUUGAUAUUUGCUACCCUAACUGUAAUAGAAGUAAGAAGAACCUCUAAGCCUUCGCAAUCGUCAGGCGGCAACAGAAUUACUCGUGUCUUCCAAAAUAUCUUCGCUGGCAUUGGUGCAUUCUCAGCGAGUCAUGCCGUUCUCGUACUUAUGCUUACUUCAUGGGUUGGAUUCGGAAUGAUCUUCGGAGUGUUCAACCUCAGACUUACAUCGAACCCUAUCGAACUUUGGUCAGCACCUGAAUCUCGCAGUCGACAGGAGUUGGAAUAUUUUAAUUCAAGAUUCGGACCUUUUUACCGGACUUCGCAAGUGUUCUUGACAGUGAAGUUGGAUCCUUUCACAAUUUUCAAUAAUGCAACAAACUCGAGUAUUACAUAUGGCCCAGCAUUUAGAUUUGAAGCUGUGCAGGAGUUAAUAAAACUAGAGUCCGAUAUAAAGGCCUUGACCGCCGGCAGCGUCACCUUAGAUCAAGUGUGCUACGCUCCUCUUCGUAUGCCAGGCGACAAGUCGGAUAUUGAUCUGUGCGUUACUAUGUCAGUUGCUACUUAUUUCGGUGAAGAUGCCGGUAACAUCAAUAACGUAACGUAUCUUGAUACGAUGAUGGGUUGUAUAAACAACCAUUUUGCUCUGAACUGUAUGGCACCGUGGGGAGGAGGCUCAGAACCGGAGCUCUCUUUAGGAGGGUUUGAAGACAAUAAUGUGCUCAGUGCAACUACUUUGACUAUCAAUUUGCCUUUGAGCAAUUUUCUUUUAGAAGACGAUCUCGUACCUGUAUUAGAGUGGGAGCAAAGGUUUUUAGACUUUAUGCAUGCAUAUGAGGCGAACUCGAAGCCAGACUUUAUUGAAUUGGCUUUUGCUGCGGAGCGAUCAAUAGAAGAUGAGAUAAUACGCGUUUCGGUGGCCGAGGCUGUGCCAAUUGCAAUCAGUUACAUAAUAAUGUUUGUCUAUGUCAUAUUUGCAUUAGGACACAAAAGGUCUUUUAGGACGUGGCUAGUCGACAGCAAAGUUUUAGUAGCAAUUGGUAGUAUUUUAGUUGUAGUCACGUCGAUUUUCUGUGCGAUGGGAAUGAUGGGUUAUCUUCAAAUCACUGCUACUUUAUUAGCAAUCAACGUGAUACCAUUUUUCAUACUUUCAAUUGGUAUCGAUAACGUUUUCCUUAUGAUAAAUACUUUGCACGAAAUAGAAAGUAAUUUAAAGAGCUAUGACGAUUAUAAUGAAAAUUUUGAUUUCGAAAUGAAAAGAAAAUUCGUGUUUUCGAAAAUGAUGGGCACAGUUGGGCCCUCAAUUUUCGUUUCUUCGGUGACACAAAUUACUUGUUUCGCAAUUGGUUCUCUCGCUAAUUUCCCUGCUGUUGUAACGUUCGCUAUUUUCGCUAGUUUUUCUUUAGCUUUCUUGUUCGUUUUUCAAAUUACUACUGUCGUAGCUAUAGUAUCACUUGACUACAAAAGAGUCUCACAAAAACGCUUAGAUGUUUUAUUUUGCGUUCAAAAGAAGGUUUUGGAUGACACUGAUCCUCUCCACUCUGAAACACCUCAUCAAGGUGUGACCAAGAGGCUGAUGGAACCAUAUGCCAAUAUUCUGCUGAAACCGAGCAUAAAAAUAGUAGUGGUAAUAUUUUUUGUUGCUCUCACAUCAGUAAGCAUAAUUCUGAUUCCCAGUAUAGAAAUAGGAUUGGACCAAGAAAUGGCUUUGCCUACUGAUUCGUACGUCUAUCGUUAUUUGCAGGCUGUCGCUGAACUAUUGCAAUUCGGACCUCCAGUCUAUUUCGUCUUGAAAGGUGGACUUAACUUCACCAAUGUUGAGCACCAGAAUGCAAUCUGUGGCGGCCGACUUUGCAACGAGACAUCUCUCAUAACACAGAUCUUUUUAGCUUCUUUACACAGUGAUAUAACGUACGUUGCGAGAAGUUCAAAUUCUUGGAUUGACGAUUUCAUCGAUUGGACCGGUUUGCCCGGUGCUUGCUGUAAAUACAACACUACGGAUGGCAGCUUUUGUAGCAGUAUGGACCAAUCUGCAGAGUGUCAGUUCUGCGAAAUAAGUAGAGACGAAUGGGCCGGUGGCUUGCGACCCUCGGCCGAAGCUUUUGAAAAGUACAUUCCAUUCUUCUUGCGUGACACUCCUAACGAACAGUGUAACAGGGGAGGUUUAGCUAGUUACUUCAGCGCUGUGAACUAUCUGCUAGAUUCAGAAGGACGAGCGACUGUCCACGAUACAAAUUUCAUGGCAUAUCAUAAUGCUUUAGCGUCUUCGCAAGAUUACAUAACCGCUGUCAAGUACGGCUACGAGAUUAGUGCUAAUAUUUCGACAGGAAUCAAAGAGUUGAUAGGCGUAGAAGUCGAAGUUUUCCCUUACUCCAUCUUUUACGUGUUUUACGAGCAGUAUUUGACUAUGUGGUGGGAUACUUUUGCUUCUAUAGGAUACUGUUUGAUAGGAGCCGUCGUUUUCAAUUUGGUAGCAUCAGGAUUUAACUUCUUGACGACUUUUGCUGUGAUGUUCACCGCGAUCAUGGUUGUGAUCAACAUGAUGGGCGUAAUGUUCAUAUGGAACAUCCCUCUGAAUGCUGUGUCGUGUGUGAACCUCAUCGUCUCUAUAGGAAUUGCUGUAGAGUUCUGUAGUCAUAUCGCCUAUGCCUACUCUACGAGUACUGAACCCUCGGAUGAGAGAAUCAAAGAUGCUUUGAAAAGAGUAGGAUCCACGAUCAUCACUGGAAUCACGUUUACCAACAUCCCGAUCAUAGUUUUAGCAUUCUCGUAUACGCAAAUCAUUGAGGUAUUCUUCUUCAGAAUGUUCUUCAGUGUGGUUAUUCUUGGUUUCACGCACGGAAUGAUAUUCUUCCCAGUAUUUUUAUGCUACUUAAAUAACUUGACCUGCCGCCGUUCAUAGUGUUAGCUCUACGUGAUUUCAGACAGAUCUUGAAGGCUAUUUAUGUUUUAUUUGUUAAGAAUUCAGUGCUUAAAUAAAUAGCCAAUAAUGAUAUUAUACCGUUUAAAAUAAGAAAUACGAUUUUAGUCAUAAGUGUAACAAUAUAGGUAUUUAAGUAUAAUAAUAGCAAUUGUUAAUAAUAGGAUCGAAUAUAUCAAUUAUAGAAAGGGUCCACUUGUAAAUAUUAGUAAAUAAAAACGAUUUCAUAACGAA